Molecule: messenger RNA, 855 nt
Organism: Leishmania mexicana MHOM/GT/2001/U1103
Lineage: Eukaryota; Euglenozoa; Kinetoplastea; Trypanosomatida; Trypanosomatidae
Exons: 1
Coding region: 1-855 (284 amino acids)
Source: RefSeq, a predicted model, not a curated record
AUGCUGCGCACCACCCACGUCUCAUGGGCCUCCACGGCCAAGGGGUACAUGAAUCGCGUCAUGGUGUACGCCCAUCGUCGUCGAAAGGCCCGCUACCUGGCUCCCAAAAACGCACAUGUACGGUCGCCGCUUGCGCACAAGGUGCCGGAGGAGUACGGAAACACCUGGGACCCCCGCAGCGGCGUCGAGUGGCACAACCGCAUGCGCAACCGCAACCAUUAUAGGCACUGGCCCUGGGCUCGGUGGACCGACGACCCGGUUCGCUUUCACCAGGACAGUGUUUGCCGCCGCACCGUGUCAGCCUCGAGCACCGCGGCAAACAAUGGAACACCGGAAUGGGAUUACUAUGCUGAGGUCGGUCAGGCGUACGAGACGCCGUCGCACUUUCCGCUCUCCUACACAGCCCCGUUCAUUUAUCAAUACACGGCUCGAUGCUGGUCGCGUGAGGAUCUGCAGUCGUACCUGGAGCGCAUUGAACAGAGCUCCAGCCUCCGCACCAUCGCCGACGCGGCGUCCAGGAGAGAGGCGCUGUACACGUGGUGGCACAGCGCUGGCAUGAACGUUAUCCCACUGGGUGUGCUGCAGCACCUGGAGCUGGUCUCGCGCGACAUUGUUGCCCAGAACGCGCGCAAGUCCUACCGCAACCAGCAGCACGAGCGCGGCAUUCUGCGCACACCAGAAAUGGAGCGAUACUACGCCCUGCCACACCUGCGCGGCCCCUCCAUGCCAGUGAAGCUCGCGCAGCCCUCUGGCAAGUAUCCAAGUGGCAAGUUCACGCAAAUGGUGGAAGAUGUGGCGAUUCACCCUCUGCAGAAGCCGGAUGCGCGAUAUAAGCACAAUAUGUACCCCGCAUGA